Molecule: messenger RNA, 630 nt
Organism: Penicillium chermesinum
Lineage: Eukaryota; Fungi; Ascomycota; Eurotiomycetes; Eurotiales; Aspergillaceae
Product: blue light-inducible protein Bli-3
Exons: 3
Coding region: 1-630 (209 amino acids)
Source: RefSeq, a predicted model, not a curated record
AUGUCCACCAACCCAACAAUCAGCACCAGCUCGGGCAACCAGCCCGUAGACCCAUACAAGUCCCAGAACUCCGAGGACCCCCCUCUGGCCACGAAGAUCGAAGAGCUGACCGACUUCAUCUCACAAGUGAAGUUCGGCAUGCUGACGACCAAGCAGUCGGGCGGCGAUUUCCUCGUGUCGCGAUGCAUGGCAUUGGCCGCUAAGGAAAACGGCGGCGUCGACCUCCUCUUCCAUACAAACCUGUUCUCCGGCAAGACCUCAGACGUCUCCAUUCACCCGCAAGAAACCAACAUGUCCUUCCUGGACCCGGUCAGCGGCGCCUGGGCCUCCAUCUCCGGGACAGCGAGUGUGAUCGCCGACCCGGCGGUGAUCGAGAAGUACUACUCGCCAGCACUGAAGGCCUGGGUCGGAGACCUGGGUGAUGGCGUGCAUGACGGAGGGCCGAAGGACCCCCGCAUCGGCGUGAUCAAGCUGGAAGCUAAGCUGGCGACGCACGUGGCUGCUCGUAAGGGCAUCAUGGGGCGUGCUUAUGAUACCGUGAAGGGUGCCGUGCAGGGCAAUGUGCCCGCCAUCAACAGCAUUCGGGAGAUUAGCACCGAGGAGCUGGAUGAGUGGCGUAAAUCGCACUAG